Anthostomella pinea is the source of this 543-nucleotide messenger RNA. NCBI's taxonomy places the organism in Eukaryota, Fungi, Ascomycota, Sordariomycetes, Xylariales, Xylariaceae. The record is from the annotation of a GenBank genome assembly.
AUGCUUCCUCAGCGAGUUGCGAGGGCUUCGGCUCUUCGUUCGGCGUCGCUGGCAGCGAGACGACUGCCCAUUAUCCAACAACGAACAUUCCUCCCGCAGUCGCUGAACGAUAGAGGCAUCCUCGAUGAGAAGUUCCCCGACAACCCCACGCUCUCCGAGGCCGAAGAUCCGGGCCAGAACGGUGGCUACAUCAACCCCCCGCGAAUCAAGCGACAAUUCCGUGAUCCCCAUGCCGACUGGUGGGACAAGCAGGAGCGACGGAACUAUGGCGAACCUGUCCACGAGGACCACGACGUUCUGGGCAUGUUCUCGCCAUACGAGUACACCUGGGUCUCGCCCGGAAAGGGACUGAUGCAGAUGGGCGCCUUCGUCGCUACCUUCUUGGGGGUGUGCUGGGUCGUUGGUAGAUUAUACCCUGACAAGCCGUCAUUCCCGCGGGAGUUCGAAGGUGGUUUGGAGCGAGAGCUGGGUGGUGCUGGUGCCAUGAGGGCCAGAGCCCCUGGUGACCCAGAACCUUUCCAGGCCGAAGGGGCGGAGGAAUAA